Messenger RNA from Argiope bruennichi, 2017 nucleotides. RefSeq names its product TD and POZ domain-containing protein 5-like. Bases 262 to 1761 code for a protein of 499 amino acids. Gene Ontology annotation, cellular component: cytoplasm; nucleus. The record is from RefSeq and is a predicted model, not a curated record. The transcript has 2 exons. NCBI's taxonomy places the organism in Eukaryota, Metazoa, Arthropoda, Arachnida, Araneae, Araneidae. Gene Ontology annotation, biological process: proteasome-mediated ubiquitin-dependent protein catabolic process; regulation of proteolysis. Gene Ontology annotation, molecular function: ubiquitin protein ligase binding.
AUCGGAGGGAUGAAUUAUGUUCUCUGCUCUGUGAGGUAUCGGACAUGUCUACUGAAAAAAUUCACUCUUGUUUCUUUCGCUUGUGAAAAACAAAAUUCAUUGAAAACAGUUGAGUUUCAAGAAGAUCAUAAGGAAAAGGAUUGUCAACUUUUGUAUUGAAUAAGGAAUAUUUUAUUUAUAUGUUUGAAAUUUCAUAGAAAUAAGACGAUCUGUUUCUUAGUGUGAAAACGGCACCGCUGUUGUAUAUUUAAGGUCGAAAAAAUGAGCAAGAGUGAUUGUGUUUCAUUUAACUGGGCUGUUAAUAAUUUUAGAUACUCUUGGCAAAAACCCGAUGAAGCUAUUGUUAGCCCUACAUUUUUUAUUUAUAUGCCUGAAGAAACUAAAUGGGGACUGCGGUUGUUUCCCCGUGGGACUAUUGACGAUGACUGCAUCUCUCUAUUUCUGUAUCGAUAUAGAGACUGUAAUGGCCCUGAAAAAAUAGAAGUUGAAUACAGUUUGGAAAUGCUGGCCGCUGAUGAUUCUAUUCUGGCUAAUAGAUCUGAAAAGGAAGUAUUCGGAAAGGAUACGCAAAAGGGCUUUGCAAGAUAUCAGAGUAGAAAAACUGUUACAACAGAAGCACUGAAAUAUUUGCCACGAGGCAUCUUGACGGUUCGCUGUAGAAUGAUCCAGUUUGAAGGAAAAUCUGUGGAAAUUCGACAGAUAUUUGCACGAACUAAUAUUAGAAUCGAAAAUCGUUUUUUCCUGUGGCUAGUAGAAAAAUUCAGCAGUUUAACAUCUGAUAACAUACAGUCCUUCUCAAUUAAAUCAGCGUCCCAAGAGGAUUUAAUUAAAAUGAAUAUACACACCGAUAAAAACUACCCAGAUAGAAUUAAUUUCACUAUCUGCUCUUUUGAUCGGUGCAUGAAAUUUGCGUUUUUGAAGAUAUCAAUAGUAGAUUAUUAUAAGAAGCUGAACAGUGCUGGUGAAUAUGAAUGUUGGCUUAUUUGUGGGAAAUGUUCCAAGUUCCAGUUUAAAUUCACGAAAAAUCAGUUGAUGGAUCAUAGAGGUAGUUAUCUGAAUAAUGAUGUCUUAACUCUGAAAUUCGAAUUAACCAUUUCCACUGAAGUUUCAUUUCAAGGAAUAGAAAUUGUUAGUGGUGUGUAUACCUCAAAUCUAGCUCCGAAUGUAGUAAUUGAAAACUGGAGAAAGUGCAUUCUCGAGGAAAAGAAAUCGGAUAGUGCCUGUUCGUUAAUAACCGAUUUAGCAGAUUUAUUGGAAGACAAAAAUGCAUUCGAUAUGAAACUUCAAACAAAAACGAAUGUUUUUCCCGUCCACACCUUGAUUCUAAGUGCAAGAUCUCCAGUGUUUAAAGCAAUGUUUUCCACUGAAAUGAAGGAGAGAAUAAACGGAUGCGUCGAUGUAUCUGAUUUGGAUGACAAAACUGUAAUUCAAUUUCUCGUAUACAUGUACACUGACCAAUUGGACCAGAAUUUAGAAUGGGAUGAUGUAUUGAAGCUAUACAGAACUGCUGAUAAAUACGCAGUAACCUCUCUCAAAGAAAAAUGCUCUGCAUAUUUGAAGGAAAACUUGAAUUUGGCUAACGCAUGUGAAGCUUUGGUUCUUUCUCAUUUGCACCAGGACGAAAAGUUGAAAUUAACUGUGCAAAAUUUGAUACUGAGAAGUGCAAAAAGAAUGUUCAAGUCUGAAGAAUGGAGAAAAUUGGCGGAUAGUCAUUCCAAAGUCGUUUUAGAGACAAUGCUUCGAAACUGGAAUGAAGAAUGACGGAGAUAGUUGAAUUUGUUGAGGAGAAAUUUGCUGAAAAGGAAAUUAGAAUCAUUUGCAGGGAUGGAAAGGUUCCAAUACUGUGGUAUCUGUUGUAUCAGUAUUGAUUCGAUUUAUGUCAUUUUUACGACCCCUAUAAAUCAUGCUUUAAUUAGGUUUUGUUUUAUAUUUUAUAUUAUGUUAACCUAUUUUCAUUUAUUUUAUGUUAACCUUUACUAAUCAGUUUUUGUAGAUUUAGAAAUAUAAUAAACAUGAA